Molecule: messenger RNA, 2907 nt
Organism: Encephalitozoon hellem ATCC 50504
Lineage: Eukaryota; Fungi; Microsporidia; Unikaryonidae
Exons: 1
Coding region: 1-2907 (968 amino acids)
Cellular component (GO): nucleus
Molecular function (GO): nucleic acid binding; protein binding
Source: RefSeq, a predicted model, not a curated record
AUGCACUACGCAAUAAGGACUAUCAAGGAUCCUAGCUCUGUAGUCUCUGGGUCAAAGAUAGAAUAUGAGAAGAAACCGUGUAUUGCCAUAUCAAAGGGGACAACUAUAGAGGUGUAUGGCCUGGACAUGAGGCUUGUGGAUAUCAUAUACCCGAAUGGAUAUGUAACUCUCAUCGCUCCUGUGACAUUUAGAAACUCUAAGAUGUUCCUGAUCGUUUGCAAAGGGGGAGAGUACGCCAUAAUGGAUGGGAAACGAUCCAUUGUGGGUGGCAGAAUGGCGACCGCAUCAGUCUAUACUAGAUGUAUCAGAACCUUAAAAAAUCUUGUGUUCAUUACAAGAAGCGGUAUUGUUAGUGUGGCCACCAUAGGAAACGAUGGACUAAUCUUCGGAGAUGAUGUAAAUGAUUUUGGAUACUACAAGAUCCUCGACUGCUUCUCUGGUAAAAACGACAUUAGUUUUUUACUCGAGGACAUCUCUGGAGAUGUGUUCUACUCCAGAUAUCUGAUGGCGUCUAGUAAGCCCAGGAUGAUUCUGAAAGAAAAGACUCUCCUCAAGAAAGGACUUGUGUUUGCAAGGCCUAUAAGUGAUGGAUUGCUUCUUGUAGGUCGAGGGAAAGCUUAUUACUAUGCAAGAGGGAAGUUUGUGCUUGAAAGUGAAUUUGCAAAUCCUGGAGUCAAGAACAGCGUAGCGGCGGAAGGAGGCAUUUUGCUUUCGAUGGAGGAUGGGGAAGUCAUACGGGUUUCUUUGGAAAAGAGGAUUCCUUUUGGUGGUGGAGCUUACAGUAACGAAGACAUACACGAAGAGAAUUUAUAUCUCAAGGCUGAGGUUCUAGGCAAUCUUAGAGCUUGGUUCAGUGUGUUACUUCAUCUUGAGGGGGAAAUGUACUAUGGGGGGUCGUGCUCUGGAAAUUCCUACUAUCUGAGAAUAGCAAGGGAGAUUAAGAUUCUGAAAACAUUUGAAAGCAAUCCCUAUCCAUCAUGCUUGUCAUACUCUGGUGCUUCUUUCAGAUAUACCACGAAAAAAUCUGUCAAGAAAAUCACAUAUGCAGUUGACCUCAUAGCAGAGCCAAAAUACAAUCUCGAAGGGGUUGUUCAAAGGUUUGGGAUGGCAGAUGGUGCCCUAAUUGUGUCAUAUCCCAAUGAAGGGAAAGCUCUUGGAGGAUCCAUGGACGGGAGAAGCUUCGAUGAGAUCCUAAAUAUACAUGCCGACAAUUACUGCUGCUUCAACACCAGGAGCCAUGUGUUUUGCUUGAGAGAGAAAAAUGUCACAGGAUUGGAAAUAAGGGACAUAGUCCUGUCUUCAUUCUAUCAAGGCUUAUGCGCUGUGUUCACAAGAGACAGAUUCCUCAAAAUGAUAUGUCUUGAAACAAUGGAAUGCAUCAGGUCUGUUGAAUGCCCGUAUGAGGUUAGUCUCCUCCACCUCAGCAGCUGCCUGUUUAUAUCUACAUACUAUGAUGAGCUCGUUAUCAUGGACAAGCUUCUCCGAGUUUUACAUAAAAGAAGGCAAAGGGUUCUAAAAUCGGCAUCUGUUGUGGGCAAUAGACUUUUCUUCAGUGAUAUGUAUGGAGUAGGGUAUGAAGCCAUAUGUAAAAAAGAAUUUAAGGCAGGCCUCGAUGGUGUUUCAUCGGCACUAAAGAAACUUGAAGAAGAAGACAAGUGGGAACUUUUAGAUAUCAAGCCUUCGUUUUUUUCGGACUGCAUGGUUGAGAUUAUGGUUCCUGUCGGAAGACACAUAAUGGGAAUAGGUAGGUCUACCGUAUUUGUGGAUACCCAGGACUUCUCAUGCUAUAGAUGUUCUCUCGAGGGAAUAUCCUAUGGUUUUAUGGCAGACCAGCUAUAUGUUUCUAUAGGAAAGUCCAUCUAUAAAUGCCAUCUAGAACCCAUUCCAAAGAUAAAGAUCUCCACAGAGGACAGACUGCAAGGGGCAGAACCUGGAAGAACAUAUGUUCUAAAGUUUUCUGUCACAAGCCAGGGAAAAGAGAUCAUUGGGAUGGUGAACCCGGUUCUCAGCAUUGAUAACGAAGCAGUCAUUAAUUCACACCUUACACUGAAAACAGGAGGUCAUGCAUACAACUUGCUCCUUCAGGACGAGAUAUUAAUGGACGGGAGGUUUCUAACAAAGCACUACUUUGCCACUGUAAGCAACCUCUCAGGUGAAGGCAACCUUUCAAAGCUCUCUAUGUUCUCCAUAAAAGACAGUGCCAUCAAGCUAAUCUACGAAAGCACGGAUGAAGGUGUUGUGUAUGCACUGGAUGCCAGCGAAGACUAUUUAGUGACACAUAGAGGCCAUACUGUAUAUGUAUAUAAGAGGCAAGCCCAAAUUCUUGUGGAACUAUGUGUAAUGAGGAUAGAUUUUACUCCGUACAAGAUAACCAUGCAUAGAGAUAGGAUUGCUUGCUCGUGUCUCUACAGAUCCUUUGGAGUCUUUAAAUUUAACCAGGAAACCAACCAUCUGUCCUUGGACUUUCUUUCCAGCAGUAAGGAUCAAGUGGAGUCCAUGGUGUUUGGCCUAGGAGGUCUUAUAGUGGCAACUACAAAUGGAAAGAUUCUGUUUCUGAACAAGGACUACAACAUAGAGACUUUUUCCAUCGAGGAUAGAGUAACAAGCAUGUGCUCGGGAACCCUAUCAUUGCAACGAUCUAAUACCAUUUAUUUCACAACAAAAAAUGGCAGUGUAGGGAUACUAAUACCCCUUAACCUUAACAAAAAAGACCUUGAAGCUUUGCUAGAUUUAGAAAGAUAUGCCAAUGAGCUGGCGCCUUUCCACCAGGACAAGACAUCCAAUGUCAUAGACAUUACCAUGGUAAACAAUAUGAGCAACGCCGAUUUAGAGAGUUUUAUUUCUACUAGAAAGUAUGAUAGAGACAGAUUAGUUGCCAUACUGAGUGAGAUCAACUCUUUGUACUAG